Messenger RNA from Cryptosporidium ubiquitum, 1284 nucleotides. RefSeq names its product DP-fucose transporter. Gene Ontology annotation, cellular component: Golgi apparatus. Gene Ontology annotation, molecular function: antiporter activity. The transcript has a single exon. The record is from RefSeq and is a predicted model, not a curated record. Lineage: Eukaryota; Apicomplexa; Conoidasida; Eucoccidiorida; Cryptosporidiidae. The coding region runs from base 1 to 1284 and encodes 427 amino acids.
AUGGAGCUUUCAUUAAAAGAAUUAAGUCCUGAAAGAGUAGGAGGGAAUUUUUUGGUUAACUUUCAGGAAAACUAUGAAUUGGAUCGAGAUUUAGAAAUCAUGAGUUGCUAUGAAAAUAAUAACACUGAAAAUUGCGAUUUAAACAAAAAAUUUAUCAAUACUGGAGAGUUCUUAAUUAUUGAGCAUAAAAACCUAUAUAUUAGCAGAGAUAUUCCCAAGGAGUUUAACAAAAAAGUUAGUGAAUUAAAGGGUACUGAAGAAGAGGUAAAUAAAUGUUCAGAAACUUUGAAAACAACAAUAGUUGAAGAAUCAGUUAAAAGUAUUGUAUUCGCCAUACUAAUCUAUAUGUUUGUAAGUAUUUCAAUAGUAUUCUUAAACCACAAAAUAUUCUCAGGAAUUAUUCAAUUCCCAAUAUUUGUUUCUUGGUUCCAACAAUUGGUAGGUUUGGUAAUUUUUUAUCUACUUAAAAUAAACCAAAAUUAUUUAACCUUUGGAUUCGAUGAAUUUACUCAUCUUAAUAACUUUGAAUGGGAUACAGGAAAAAGCAUGAUACCAUUAGUAUUAUGUUUUGUUGGUAUGGUUUCUUUGAGUAAUACAUGCUUAAAACAUGUAUUAGUAUCAACUUAUCAAGUAGCAAGAAGUACAACCAUUAUUUUUAAUCUAUUUCUUUCAUAUAUCAUAUUAAAACAGAAGUCUUCAAUAAUGACUAUAAUAUCUUGUAUUGUUGUUAUGACCGGAUUUAUUGUAGGAGCAUUUGAUUCAAAUACUUUAAAUUUGAAUGGAGUAAUUUUUGGGGUAUUAUCAUCAAUUUUACAGUCAUUCUAUAGUGUAUUAGUAAAAAAACAGUUACAUUUUGUUAAUAAUAAUCAAAUUCAACUCCUAUAUUAUCAGUUAUAUUUAUCAUCAAUUAUGUUUAUACCUAUUUUAAUUAUUACUGGUGAAAUUAGAUAUUUCUAUACUUUAUUCAAUUUUGAUCAAGGGAUUAUUAAAAUAUGUUUAAUUUUAAAUUGUUUAAUCAUUUCAGGGGUUUUAUCAAUACUAAUUAAUUUUUCAACUUUUCAACUUAUAAAAAAAACAAAUUCUCUAACCUUCAAUAUAAUUGCUCUACUUAAAUCAUGUAUUCAAAGUAUUGGAGGAAUAUUAUUAUUCAAUGAAAUUUUUACUUUUCAAUCCAUUUUUGGGAUAUUAAUAACUUUAUUUGGAACAUUCAUGUAUAGCUUUGAUUCAAGUUCCAAAAAAUCAACCGAAAGUGGCGAAUACCAGGAUUUGGAAAAUAGAGGUUGA